CACAAACAAAAAAGUGAGCAGGGAGCAUACGCAUAUCCAGAAACACCAACACACAUGGGCCACCAACACCGGUAGCGCACGAAAAUCGAGUCGAAGCAUGCGCGAUCGCCGAAUCUCCGUCAUGUCUGGCAUGUUCCUCCGACUGUCGCUUCCGAUCUCCGGUUCGCUCUCUUUCUUUUUCCCGUCCGUUUCGUCAGGUUUUCCACUACCGUUUCUGGAAAACGGUGUGUUUUUGUUGUUGCCGUUGUCUUUCUAUUUCUUCCGCUCGCAUGACACACGAAACUGCGGAGCGCACGAGCCGGAGAAGCUCGGAGAAAACACGAAUGCACGAACCCUGAAGCAGCAUUUACAGCAGCAGCCAGAAGCAGCCUGUCGUCAGUCGUGUCUGUCAUACUGAAUUCGUUUUCGCAGCAACGCGCAGGUGACUUGGCCACUCAGUAAAUGCCGGUUAAAUAAAAGUGAUCUCUCCCCGGGGGCAAACGCAAUACGGUUCGAUCCAACCAGGCAAACGUAACCAGCAGAAACGCAAGCGAAUACAAAUCGUAACGAAGAAACCGCAGAACAGCACGGAAGCAAGUGACCAAAACCAUCGGUGUGUCAGGAUAGCAAAACCCGAACUUGCAAUCAGUUGUGAUAGAGUGGGCUGCGAAGAAAGACAGACAGACCGACAGCGAUCUCAAGUGCGAAACCCCGUUUGACCCAACCAAAGCCUGAAGGGAAAGAGAGAUACGAGACAGCAGAUAGCAGAAGAUAUUUAAUCGUAAAAAAUCUAGUGCAAUAUCCUUACGACACGAAAAGUCCGGAAAAUUGACCCCAAAGAAAACGCGACCCCUCCUCCACGUACAGGUCCACAGAAAAAGGGGAAAACGGUUCCAUCCGUGAGUUGUGUUGAGUGUGAGUGUGAAUCAUCGUCAUUUUCCGUCGUCGUCGUAGGACAAAAAGGCUCGGCCAGAGUGUGAGAGAGCAAAAGAGAGUGCACGGGCAUCGAAAAGGAGACUUUUCAUGUACAUUUAGUAGUUAUACGUCAAGGAAAGCAACUGUUACGUUACCAUACUCGGUCUACAGCCAUACACCAUAACGGCAAAAGGCAAACCCCUUAGUGCUAUCGCUUCACUGAAGCCAUUCGCCGUGUUUUCCCGUGGAAAAUAGUUAUUUGAACGCUGCACAGAAUCGAUCCUUCGCGUUGGACUUUCAAGCCAAGCUUUGCCAAGCUUUCUCGCAGUGAGCGGGUGCGUAACGGGAACUAACGGACAGAGUUAGGAUUAUUUAAAGUAAAGCAGCUUCAAACCUAGAAUUAGAAAAUCAUUAGGAAUCAUUAGAGUGCGUGUAAAAACCCGAACGUGAUUAGCUGUGUGCUAUAAGCAUAACACAAACCUCCACACAAGUAUAGAGGAAAACGCAGUGUUGCGAAUAAAUUGACACAUCUCUUCCUGGCUCUGGCAGGAUCGAUCAAGUAGGCGGCUUGGUGUUAGUGUCAUCAUCAUCAGCAGCAUUCGUGCUUUCCGUGGUAGUGAGUGGUGUGUGUAUGUGAUUGUGUGGUUGUGAUAGGCCGAGGAAAACUUUCGACUCCGUAGACACGGGAAAACCCUUACCGGACGCUCUCUCAGCUUUUCCAACGCGGUUCGAGAGAGCAAGCUUGCAAAUCGCAAAGCGGUGAGAGAGAGAGCGAGAGUGUGUUGGACUCACCCCGAAAGGAUUUCCCUUUCGACGCAGGGAGCGAACAGUUUUCCGCGAUUCUGGAACAAGGCUAGUGGACUCGGUGUCACUGUGUUAGUCGUGAGCGAUAAAGUGCAUAGACAGGACACGCAGUUACGGGUGUGUUUCCGUUAACCACAGGAGAAAAAGAUAUAUUACCGACCACCAACACUACUAAUCUACUGCUGGCAAGUGUAUCUCCACAAAUUUCUUCUCGGCAACGGGUUCACGCGCUCCGGCCAAUUCAGGUUACUAUUCUCAGACGAUAAAGAAAGCACACUUGUGGAAAAUUACUGCGUACUGCACUUCGUCCGUUGCGUCCUCUCGCCAACUGACAUCCAAGUGACUGACCCGAUAUCCUGAAAGUGACCCUAUUGCGAGAAGCUGCGCAAAAACAGUCCGUUCGAUACCGUCGUCAAAGUCGUCGUCGUCGCUCUUUGCUGUAUACAAUAUUCCAUUUGUUCGAUUGAACUUUGAGUGAAGAGCAAGACCGGGAAGAAAGCGUCAGCAUGGAUCAGGACCAGGAGCACCAGGUGGCUCCGCUCGAGGUGAACGGGGGCGAAGAGCAUCAGGGCGGUAGCAUCGAUAUCGGGGCAGGUUCUGACGGGCCACCGAGCAUUAUUGGUGUCGGUCCGCCGAGUCCGCUUACCGGGUGCUAUCUGUUGAUUGUCAUCGGUGAGCCACACUCGCAGGACCAUAAGGAUAUCAUUCUCCAACGGCUAAUCAAAGGCUUCCUUUCGUGGGAUGUUGUCGAUUGCCAUGUCGACUUGGAGGAGGAACUGCAUACAAUUACGUUGCAGGCGUUGGAAGGCGAGGAAGGCAAGCAUGGUGAACGAUUGAUUCAGUAUGCCAGCGAAAAUCUGGUUACUGAAAUCUUGAUUCAUCCACAAGUCAACACCUUCAUCCAAUGUAUCCGGAAUCUGCUGAGUAGCUUCACUCGGCACCGUCACAUCAUCCAUACGGGCUACACGUUCUCAGGAAAUGGAUCGUGGAUAUUACAGGACGGAACAUUUUCAGUGAUGGAUUUCAUGGAAGCAUUCCAAGAGCACGAGGUACAGCGCGUACUUCGUGCCUAUCCUGACACGAUCACUAUGGAUAUACACUGUGCUCCCGUAGGCCAGUGGCACACGAUCCAAGAAAAGUCCUUCUCGCGACUCUGCCAGCUACGCCUGAAUCCGGUGGACGUGCUGAGCUCGGGCAGUGAAAAAUUGACUGCAUUUGUCGCUUAUUUAUCGUCGAUGAUCAUACCGACGGAAAUAUCAGAGCUUUUGGAAAGCUCCGAUGUGGUUGGCAACAUCCGUUUUAGCCACCCAACCUUGUACGUCUUCCCGGGAGGGCAGGGAGACGCUGCACUGUUUGGAAUCAACGGCUUCAACAUGCUAGUUGAUGGAGGCUUCAGCCGCAAAUCGUGUUUCUGGGACUUUGUUCGCCAUCUAGACCGUCUCGAUGCGGUACUUAUGACACGCAUCAACAACACCAACAUCAAGGGUAUUUCUUCCGUGGUGGAGCGCAAAAGUGAAGCACACGUCUACCCUCAGAUAGGACACUUUUUCUGCAACAUUCCCGAGCGAAAGGGAUUGCCGAGCCCGGAUGGAGACAAGGACCGGGACCCGCUGUUGGUGGACAUACUGCAGGAAGGUCACCAAAUCGUAACGAACCUAAAGUCGUUGAACUUGAAGGCACAAAACUGUUACCGUGAUGUGGAACCGAUCAACCUGUACCAUAAGGUUGGCCACGGAACGCUCGACAUGUACGUCAUCAGUCCAGCACGGGAUUCGCGUGAGGUCAAAGAUUUCCUUGCUCGAUGGGCCGCCGCUGAUCAGCGUCUCUUUACGAAAGAGACGAAGGACGGCAAAGAUUUCGCUUUUCCGCUUCAAAAUCUCAUCUCUAUCUGUGCGCUGCUGGUGUGGACACCGGCCAAUCCGGAAGAUAACAUUACGCGUAUUCUGUUUCCGGGAUCGGCUCCUGAGUACAAGAUUCUGGAGGGAUUGGAAAAGAUGAAGAAUGUCGAGUUUAUGCGACAACCAGUAUGCCCGGUCAAGUCAAUCACGGCAAACCUGUCGACACCGGUGUUAGUCACGAAGAAGACCCUUAAGUCAGCCUCCACUGAUCGCAUCAUGUCGGAAGCAAUACAUCCGUCCAAGCCGAAGGACAACAAGCUGAUGGACAACAAGAUGCGAAUGAUGGCAGCCGAUAAUAAGCUUGCUGCAGAUGGGAUGGACAGCUCUGCGGAUGAGAUCAAAAUGGAAAAACAGCUAUCGAAGCCUCCAGUUUCCACGACUGUUGCUUCGGCCAAGGUGGAAAGCAAACCCAAAGCCAUUCGAUCGGGCAAACCAACGUCUGUGUCCGAGAAGAAGCUCGAUAACAAGAAGUUGGAACAGCAGCAGCAAGACGAAAAGAAGGAUUCCAUCUCGGAUGUUAGCUCCGAUAAGGAAGAUGCGCUGUCAACCGACAAAUCGAAACCAAUGGCAGUGGACAGUGAAAAGAGUCUCGAUGAAGCUCCGGAUGCGCAGGAGAAAAAGGAAGAAGUCGAUUCUGCGAAGCCUGACCUAGAUGCGAAGGAAAAGAAGAAGGAUGAUGCUGCCUCGCCGGCCGGAGCUGACACCGGCGGUAUUGUGGCAAAGGCCACCAGGAAACCACCUGCAUCACGCACAGUAACAUCAUCCACGACUCGCUCCAGGGUGGACACAACCAGCAAAACUUCGAAGACUUCCGUAGACCGUAAGCCCGUCGUGAAGAAACAAACUGAAACCAAUAAAUCGUCACCAACUACGCCGAAGAAAACGGGCUCCAUCGAAUCCAAGCUUACCAACGGCAGUGCCACCAAGGCGGAACAGGGCGAAGACAUUAAAAAGGCUGUCGGAAAGACAGCUGCUUCCAAACCGAGCUCUAUGAUGGGCACAAAACCAGGCAAAUCUAGUCCGAAAGCAACCCCUGCCAAGAGUGCUAAGGAUGAGAACAAUCGUAAAGUCCUCGAGGCUAGACAGCGACCGGCAAUGGCCGCUAAGCGCGAGGCUCGCAAGGAGGUCGAAAAGAAGGACGCUCCCGUAGCGAAGCAAACGGAGCGCAAGCCUAUCUCACGUCGUCCUAGAGGUACCGCUACGACAUCUUCAAGCGCAGCGACAGCAGGUGGUAGUCCUGUGAAGGCGAAGAAGGUGUUGAAGUCCGAAAAAGACGCCGUCAUCCGGAAGGCUAAGCUGGAUAAGAACGGUACGACCGAUUCAAGUCUCGUUUCGACUCCAAGUGCAGAUGAAGGAGGCGUUCCAGUUCCAAAGCGACCAGUUGGUAUCGUAGCUUCAGACGUCGUACCUGGUGACAGUGAUACGCUGGAGGCGAUAAAGAAACAGCAGCAGCUGGCCGAACUGAAGGAAGAACAAGAAGCAGUUCGUGAGAUUGAAGCUGUAUUUAAUCGCGAUUCGGCUGCUCAAAAGGCACUCAAACACCGAGAACUGGCGUUGACGGAAGAGCAUCGUGAGGUGCAGGAUAGUGCCACCGAGCCAGAGGAAGAGGAGGAAUAUCUCAUAAUCGAAAAGGAGGAGCAGUACACCGAGGACUCCAUCAAUGAGCCGGAAAGCAGUGCCACCAAGGAGGAAGAAAUUCAGAAGCACCAGCGCGAUUCGCAGGAAUCGGAGAAACGUAAGCGCGACAGCUUGGAAGAAGAGAAAGAGGAAAAGGUGGAUGCAGUCAAGAUUGUUGAUCAGACGGAGGCUGCGGCGGAUGUGGCUGAAAGCGAAAAGGCGGAAGACGAUCAACCGCAGCAAGAGGAAGGAGCGGUAGAAGCCAGUGCUCCGGCAGAAGAAGAGCUCGAUGACCACGAGCGAGAAAUGCAGGAAAAACUCUCACCCAAACACAAACAGGAGCUCGAGGAGGAAGUGCAGGACAUUAUUGCCUCGGCGAAGGAAAUUGCAAAGUCCAAGAUGGAAACUUCGAUGGAUGGUUUGAAGACGGAAGAAAUCUCGUCAUUCAGUCCCGAUGAAAAAAUGAGCAGCACGAAAAAGACCAGCGAUACGCGUGAUGAGGAGCAGGAACUUCCGAUCGGUCAUCCGAAGGACCACAUCGAUCCCCCGCAUCAUGAAAGCCACCAUGAGGAGCGUGUGUCAGCAACAGUCGAGUCCGGAGCAACAACGACCGCUCCGACGCUUCCCGAAGACGAACGCAUUCCGCUUGACGAAAUCAAGGAAGAUCUUGUGAUUGAGGAAAAACACGUCAAGGAGGAAACGAAAGAAGUCGAAGUGGCUUCGGCAGCCGCUGUGGCUGUUGCUGCUUCUGCUGCUGCUACUGCCGCAACAGUUCCUGCAGAACAAUCCACCGGUCCUGCUGUACCGCCACCAGUAGCCGCUCCGCUUCAAACCGUUUACGAACCGUUAGAACGACCGACCCCGGCUAAGAUGCAGUUCAGCGCCCAACAAGCGCACAUGCGCGACGUGGUGAAGACGCCGGACGAAGUUGCGGAUUUGCCCGUGCACGAAGAAGCCGAUCUCGAGGAGGAUUAUGGUGAGGAUAAGGAUAAGGACAGUAAGGAGGACGAGGACAAGGAUCGUGAUACGAAAGAAAAGCCAGAGGAGGAGCCGGUCGUCGCCGUCUCGACGACAACGGUAGCGUCCGCAAUGGCGACGAAAGAGACUGAUGCAAAGCAACUUGAGAAGACUGAUGAUGAAAGGCAUGUAGUGGAUAAGUCAGUUGAAAGUGAUAAACCAUGUGAUACGGCGAACAGGACAACUGAAGUGAAGGAAGUGUUCGAGAAGGUUGAAAAAGACACUCGGCUGGACAAGCCACCCAAGUCAGACGCACACGAAACUGGAGAUCAGGAUGCUUCGAACGCAAAGCUCACGGACGAAGCUGUAUUGAGGGAUUUGGAGUCCCAAAUUAUCGUCCCCGUGGAUGAUAAGCUCGACAGUGCAGUCAAAGUGCAGCAACAACAUCAGGUCAAACGUGAAAGUAAGACACCAGUUGAGGACGAUGAUCAGCACGAUGACGACGAUGAAGACAACAAGGUACCGGUAGAAGAGGAGCUGAUCGUUGCGCAGAAAGUGGUGCCUAAAGUUCCACAACCGCCACAAACUGUCACUUCAGUAUUGGACGAGAUUUGGCAGCAGCCAUCGAAGGUUGAGGAAAAGCUGAACGAGUUAAAGCAUCUCAUCGACGACAAGACAAAGGAUACCGUGUCGAACUUGGUGGCCAUCAAGGACACUAUGGUGAAAACUGUUGCGGAACGUAAGGAAGAGAUCAUCGAUACAGUUACGGAAGAAGUCAUAGAUACUGAUCGCAAAGUCAAGGAACUUAUUCAGGACACUGGCAAAGAGGUAGAGCAAAUGGCUGCGGAAACGGCUGUAGAAAUUGUGAAAGGCUUGACCGACAAAACUGAUGCUGUGUUGGAUAAUCUGCAAGCCAAGACUCAGCAAGUGGAUGACGAAUUGCAGGCAACCGCUACCAAGCUGGACGCUAAAGUUGAUUCACUAGCACAGGAAGUGUCACAAGUUGCUACAAAAGUUGACGAAACCCUGGUCACGCUCGCGGCCGAAAAAAGCGAACUGGAAAAGUUAGCGAAAGACCUCAAGCAAGAUGUUGUCAGCCAGCUGGACAGUGCAAAACAGCAAGUAGAGGAGGACAUUACGAAAGAGAUAGAGAAAGUGCAAGACAAGGCUAAGACCGGCAUCAGCUCUUUCUUCGGCAGUAUUACAGAGGGCAUUAAGAGUGGAAUCGAGAAAAUGGCAGAUAAAGUCGAACACAAAAUCAAGGACAAAGCCGAUGAGGUUGAAGUGAAGCUGGCACAAGUUACGGAAAAGUUCGACACUCUUCAAAUGGAACUUGAAUCGGAAUCCACCAUUCAGCAGGUUCAACAAGAACCAGGACAGGCAUACGAUCGGUUCGGCGGACCUUACGAGCGCAGCUUUACGCAAGAGCUGCGUGAAACUCACAUUACGACAUUGGAUUCUCCUAUUACGGAUGGAGAUAAACUGAACAUGGAGCUGAAAGCGAUGGUCAACAUUCCACACGAUAUCGACGAAGAUAAGGAGCUCGAGGAGCUGGAGGCCAACAAGAACAUGGGCACGUUCGUAAUCGAAGACAUUAAGUACAGUGCGUUUGAAGAUGCAAAUCUACGCGAGAUCAAGGAGGAGGAGGAGGAAGAUCGCGUCUCACCACCACAAGGAGCAUCGGAGAAACUUGGCCCAGUCGUUGGUAUGAUGCCGCCCCGCGCUCGUACACCCGAAGACGUAGCCAAAAUAGUGGCCAAUGUGGCGGAAGUGCUGAAGUCGGACAAAGAUCUGGAAGAAAUCAUCCCGGGUUUCGAUCCACAGGAGUUGGAGCGUAAAUUGUCACAAGGUGGAGCUCGCGAAGAGGAUGUAGGCACAGUGCAACGAAUGCUCGUCACGGCCAGCAGUGAGGAUGGUGGUGAAGAAACAGUCAUCUGCGCUGAUGGUACGAUUACGUUCUCUAAAUCAGCGACUCCAGAACCGAUACAAGGAUCCGGUACAACUACUCCUGAAAUUAAGGUGCAUGAAGAAAAUGAAGAGGAAGAGGAUGAGGCAGAAGAAUCAGGGCUGGCGAAGGAUGCUUCCGAAAUUAAGCGAACAGCGGACGAAAAGGGUAGCCCUGCAUCAUCGGGCAAAUCGUCACCGGAUUUGAAAACAUCUCCCACUUCGAUCGAAGAGAAAGAUAAGCAUGAAUUACCUGAGAAGGUGGUCCAUGUUGACACGGCUAAGUCCAAGGGGCAAGACGAAACUGUUGGUUUGUUGAGCGACAUCCGUAAGGAAUCGUUGGUAGAUCAUCAUACAGAAGAUCAAAUUGAUGAUACAAGACGAGAAUCAGCCAUCAGUACGUUCAGUGAGCGCGACUACACGAAGGAUGAAAGCUCGUUUGUCGAUGAACGUGACUCCUCGCGAGCGCAUUCAAUAUCCAGCCAUAUUAGUGACCUUAAAGAAGACCCCGCUGACCUCAAAUCAGUUGCAGAUUUUUUGAAAGAAACUGACAAAGACCAGGAUCAAGUUUUUGCGGAAACAGAUGAUAAAAUGAAAGAACUGUCCAGUCCUGAAUCGAUCACAAGCCAAAAGACAGUUUCGGAGAAGGAUGCCCUUAGCUUGAAUGCUCUCACGGAAACUGCUGCAAUGAAAGCGAGUGAGUCAGGCAAAGUAACGGAACCAGACUCUAUGAAGCAAGCGGCAGCCACUGAGCACGAAUUUUCCCGUCCAGAUUCUCCAGCCAGUGUUGGAGAUGCGUCUCCACUAGCUGAAGUACUGACGCAAGACAAAGAAAAAUCGGAUGAACAGCUCAUUCCCACAAGACAAAAAUUGAAAGAAUCGGCCUCACUGGACCUGGCCGAAGAGCUACAAGAGACAUCCGAGUUUUCACGACCAGAAUCACCAGCCAGUGCUGAGGGUGCAUCACGACCAGAAUCGCCAGUCAAGCAGUCUUCUGCUAAUCUCAAGGCUGAGACCAAGGAGGAUUCUCGACCUGCCUCUGCUGCCAGUGGACCUGCAGAUAAGGCUCCUUCAGAGAAGUCCGUUGAUCUCAAGGCUGAGACCAGGGAAGAUUCGCAACCAGCCUCUGCCGCCAGUGGACCUGCGGAUAAGGCUCCUUCAGAGAAGUCCGUCGACCUGAAGGCUGAGACCAAGGAGGAUUCUCGACCUGCCUCUGCUGCCAGUGGACCUGCAGAUAAGGCUCUUUCAGAGAAGUCCGUUGAUCUCAAGGCUGAGACCAAAGAGGAAUCGCGACCUGCCUCUGCCGCCAGUGGACCUCAAGAUAAGGCUCCGUUAGAGAAGUCCGUUGAUCUCAAGGCUGAGACCAAAGAGGAAUCGCGACCAGCCUCUGCUGCCAGCAGACCUGCAGAUAAGACUCCUUCAGAGAAGUCCGUUGAUCUGAAGGCUGAGACCCAGGAGGAUUCGCGACCUGCCUCUGCUGCCAGUGGACCUGCAGAUAAGGCUCCUUCAGAGAAGUCUUUGGAUUUGAAGGCUGAGAUCAAGGAAGAUUCUCGACCAGCCUCUGCUGCCAGUGGACCUCUAGAUAAGGCUGCUUCAGAGAAGUCCGUUGAUCUCAAGGCUGAGACCAAGGAGGAUUCGCGACCUGCCUCUGCUGCCAGUGGACCUGCAGAUAAGGCUCCUUCAGAGAAGUCCGUCGACCUGAAGGCUGAGACCAAGGAGGAUUCUCGACCUGCCUCUGCUGCCAGUGGACCUGCAGAUAAGGCUCUUUCAGAGAAGUCCGUUGAUCUCAAGGCUGAGACCAAGGAGGAAUCGCGACCUGCCUCUGCUGCCAGUGGACCUGCAGAUAAGGCUCCUUCAGAGAAAUCCGUCGACCUGAAGGCUGAGACCAAGGAGGAUUCUCGACCUGUUUCUGCCGCCAGUGGAUCUGCAGAUAAGGCUCCUUCAGAGAAGUCCGUUGAACUCAAGGCUGAGACCAAAGAGGAAUCGACACCUGCCUCUGCCGCCAGUGGACCUGCAGAUAAGGCUCCUUCAGAGAAGUCCGUCGACCUGAAGGCUGAGACCAAGGAGGAUUCUCGACCUGCCUCUGCUGCCAGUGGACCUGCAGAUAAGGCUCCUUCAGAGAAGUCCGUUGAUCUCAAGGCUGAGACCAAGGAGGAUUCGCGACCUGCCUCUGCUGCCAGUGGACCUAAGGCUCCUUCAGAGAAGUCCGUCGACCUGAAGGCUGAGACCAAGGAGGAUUCUCGACCUGCCUCUGCUGCCAGUGGACCUGCAGAUAAGGCUCCUUCAGAGAAGUCCGUUGAUCUCAAGGUUGAGACCAAAGAGGAAUCGCGACCUGCCUCUGCCGCCAGUGGACCAGCAGAUAAGGCUCCUUCAGAGAAAUCCGUCGACCUGAAGGCUGAGACCAAGGAGGAUUCUCGACCUGUUUCUGCCGCCAGUGGAUCUGCAGAUAAGGCUCCUUCAGAGAAGUCCGUUGAACUCAAGGCUGAGACCAAAGAGGAUUCCCGACCUGCCUCUGCUGCCAGUGGACCUCUAGAUAAGGCUCCUUCAGAGAAGUCCGUUGAUCUCAAGGCUGAGACCCAGGAGGAUUCCCGACCUGCUUCUGCCGCCAGUGGACCUGCAGAUAAGGCUCCUUCAGAGAAGUCCGUUGAUCUCAAGGCUGAGACCAAGGAGGAAUCGCGACCUGCCUCUGCUGCCAGUGGACCAGCAGAUAAGGCUCCUUCUGAGAAGUACGUUGAUCUCAAGGCUGAGACCAAGGAGGAAUCGCGACCUGCCUCUGCUGCCAGUGGACCAGCAGAUAAGGCUCCUUCAGAGAAGUCCGUUGAUCUCAAGGCUGAGACCAAGGAGGAUUCUCGACCUGUUUCUGCCGCCAGCGGACCUCUAGAUAAGGCUCCGUCAGAGAAGUCCGUUGAUCUCAAGGCUGAGACCAAGGAGGAUUCUCGACCUGCUUCUGCCGCCAGUGGACCUGCAGAUAAGGCUCCUUCAGAGAAGUCCGUUGAUCUCAAGGUUGAGACCAAAGAGGAAUCGCGACCUGCCUCUGCCGCCAGUGGACCAGCAGAUAAGGCUCCUUCAGAGAAAUCCGUCGACCUGAAGGCUGAGACCAAGGAGGAUUCUCGACCUGUUUCUGCCGCCAGUGGAUCUGCAGAUAAGGCUCCUUCAGAGAAGUCCGUUGAACUCAAGGCUGAGACCAAGGAGGAUUCUCGACCUGCUUCUGCCGCCAGUGGACCUGCAGAUAAGGCUCCUUCAGAGAAGUCCGUCGAUCUGAAGGCUGAGACCAAGGAGGAUUCUCGACCUGCCUCUGCUGCCAGUGGACCUGCAGAUAAGGCUCCUUCAGAGAAGUCCGUUGAUCUCAAGGCUGAGACCCAGGAGGAUUCCCGACCUGCUUCUGCCGCCAGUGGACCUGCAGAUAAGGCUCCUUCAGAGAAGUCCGUUGAUCUCAAGGCUGAGACCCAGGAGGAUUCGCGACCUGCUUCUGCCGCCAGUGGACCUGCAGAUAAGGCUCCUUCAGAGAAGUCCGUUGAUCUGAAGGCUGAGACCAAGGAGGAUUCUCGACCUGCCUCUGCUGCCAGUGGACCUGCAGAUAAGGCUCCUUCAGAGAAGUCCAUUGAUCUCAAGGCUGAGACUAAGGAGGAUUCUCGACCUGCCUCUGCUGCCAGUGGACCUCUAGAUAAGGCUCCUUCAGAGAAGACCGUUGAUCUCAAGGCUAAGACCAAGGAGGAUUCUCGACCUGCUUCUGCCGCCAGUGGACCUGCAGAUAAGGCUCCUUCAGAGAAGUCCGUUGAUCUCAAGGCUGAGACCAAGGAAGAUUCGCGACCUGCCUCUGCCGCCAGUGGACCUGCAGAUAAGGCUCCUUCAGAGAAGUCCGUCGACCUGAAGGCUGAGACCAAGGAGGAUUCUCGACCUGCCUCUGCUGCCAGUGGACCUGCAGAUAAGGCUCCUUCAGAGAAGUCCGUUGAUCUCAAGGCUGAGACCAAAGAGGAAUCGCGACCUGCCUCUGCUGCCAGUGGACCUCUAGAUAAGGCUCCUUCAGAGAAGUCCGUUGAUCUCAAGGCUGAGACCCAGGAGGAUUCGCGACCUGCUUCUGCCGCCAGUGGACCUGCAGAUAAGGCUCCUUCAGAGAAGUCCGUCGAUCUGAAGGCUGAGACCAAGGAGGAUUCUCGACCUGCCUCUGCUGCCAGUGGACCUGCAGAUAAGGCUCCUUCAGAGAAGUCCGUUGAUCUCAAGGCUGAAACCAAAGAGGAUUCUCGACCUGCCUCUGCUGCCAGUGGACCUGCAGAUAAGGCUCCUUCAGAGAAGUCCGUUGAUCUCAAGGCUGAGACCAAGGAAGAUUCGCGACCUGCCUCUGCCGCCAGUGGACCUGCAGAUAAGGCUCCUUCAGAGAAGUCCGUCGACCUGAAGGCUGAGACCAAGGAGGAUUCUCGACCUGCCUCUGCUGCCAGUGGACCUCUAGAUAAGGCUCCUUCAGAGAAGUCCGUUGAUCUCAAGGCUGAGACCAAAGAGGAAUCGCGACCUGCCUCUGCUGCCAGUGGACCUGCAGAUAAGGCUCCUUCAGAGAAGUACGUUGAUCUCAAGGCUGAGACCAAGGAGGAUUCCCGACCUGCCUCUGCUGUCAGUGGACCAGCAGAUAAGGCUCCUUCAGAGAAGUCCGUCGACCUGAAGGCUGAGACCAAGGAGGAAUCGCGACCUGCCUCUGCUGCCAGUGGACCUGCAGAUAAGGCUCCUUCAGAGAAGUCCGUUGAUCUCAAGGCUGAGACCAAAGAGGAAUCGCGACCUGCCUCUGCUGCCAGUGGACCUGCAGAUAAGGCUCCUUCAGAGAAGUCCGUCGACCUGAAGGCUGAGACCAAGGAGGAAUCGCGACCUGCCUCUGCUGCCAGUGGACCUGCAGAUAAGGCUCCUUCAGAGAAGUCCGUCGACCUGAAGGCUGAGACCAAGGAGGAUUCUCGACCUGCCUCUGCUGCCAGUGGACCUCUAGAUAAGGCUCCUUCAGAGAAGUCCGUUGAUCUCAAGGCUGAGAUCAAGGAGGAUUCUCGACCUGCUUCUGCCGCCAGUGGACCUCUAGAUAAGGCUCCUUCAGAGAAGUCCGUUGAUCUCAAGGCCGAGAGCAAGGAGGAUUCCCGACCUGCUUCUGCUGCCAGUGGACCUGCAGAUAAGGCUCCUUCAGAGAAGUCCGUUGAUCUCAAGGCUGAGACCAAGGAGGAAUCGCGACCUACCUCUGCUGCCAGUGGACCAGCAGAUAAGGCUCCUUCAGAGAAGUCCGUCGAUCUCAAGGCUGAGACCAAGGAGGAUUCUCGACCUGCCUCUGCUGCCAGUGGACCUGCAGAUAAGGCUCCUUCAGAGAAGUCCGUUGAUCUCAAGGCUGAGACCAAGGAGGAUUCUCGACCUGUUUCUGCCGCCAGUGGACCUGCAGAUAAGGCUCCUUCAGAGAAGUCCGUUGAUCUCAAGGCUGAGACCAAGGAGGAUUCUCGACCUGCCUCUGCCGCGAGCGGACCUGCAGAUAAGGCUCCUUCAGAGAAGUCCGUUGAUCUCAAGGCUGAGACCAAGGAGGAUUCGCGACCUGCCUCUGCCGCGAGCGGACCUGCAGAUAAGGCUCCUUCAGAGAAGUCCGUUGAUCUCAAGGCUGAGACCCAGGAGGAAUCGCGACCUGCCUCUGCUGCCAGCGGACCUGCAGACAAGGCUCCUUCAGAGAAAUCCCUUGAUCUCAAGGCUGAGACCAAGGAGGAAUCACGACCAGCUUCUGCCGCCAGUGGACCAGCAGAUAAGGCUCCUUCAGAGAAGUCCGUUGAUCUGAAGGCUGAGACCAAAGAGGAUUCGCGGCCAGCGUCUGCUGCCAGUGGACCAGCUGACGCUGCUCUAGACACUUCUAAGGAAACAUCGAGACCCGAGUCAGCUGUAUCGAACAAAUCUUUGGUUAUGGAGUCUAAGAGUGGACAUGAAACUUCGUCCGUUGCGUCGUUUGUUAAAUUUGAAGAAUCUUUAUCGCGCAGAGAAUCAUCUACAAGAAAGGAUGAGCGUGAUGGCGCCAUGAGUGAUGGCGAAGAAGACGAUUUCGAAACAAAAGUUUGUAUGAAAGAAACUCGCUCCAAGUCGAUGUCUGCUGCUGUCACAUCUUCUACGCAGCGUACUGGAUUUGAAGUUAGUACUUUGGGAGUACUGGAAGAAUCGAUCGUCGCUUCGCGUGAUGAUUUGGACAUGCUGCGUAGUCCCCGUGAUAGUGUAACGAAACUAGACCCACCGUUCAUCCCAAAACAGUCGGAAAGCACAGUGAGUAAGUCCUUCAAGCCUUUAUUUGCAGAUGAUCCACAGUUCCCGGGAGAAAAAGAUGAUGUACACAAACAUGAUACUACUAGCAUGUUCCCGAAGUGCGGCUUGGACAGCACCGAAAGUCCUGAACACGGUGCAUCGAUCGCUAAAGGCAUGGAUCAACUGCUGAAAGAUACAGUCACUUCGAUGAAGGAAAUCGAAAAAAUGACUUCUACAGUUAUUUCCUCCACGAAAAAAGACGAAUCGCUUGUUGAAAGUAAAACUUCAGUUACAUCAAUCCCAGGAGCAUUCCCUAUGUCAGGUGACAGUGGCAAAUCAUCUCCGUAUCUUGGGGAAAAAUCACAAGAAUCCAGCGCUAAAUCAGUGAGUCCACUGCAAGACAAGGAUUCUCUUGAAGAGAGUACCACGUCACUGAACACGUUCAUCGAAAAGGAUAGCCUGUCGGAAAAGGCAUCUAGCCAGCAACAGCAAGUUUCUAUUCGCAUGAGUGCAGCAGGGGAGUCUUCAGUCGAAAGUAGCUCGGUGACAGCUGAAAAGGUUACUGAAGAGCUACUCUUCGCUGGCAGCAAAACACCGCCAACUGCACCAAUCAGUCCGAACGUUGCCGCAAAAGAAAGCAUAAGUAUGACCCAAUCUCAUUACGAAGCUUCAGCGACGUCUGUUACGUCCGCAACAGCAACAACAACUUUGGCGACUACUACUGUGCCGCCAACCAUCCCGAGCGCGCCAAAGGACGAUGCAUCUGGUAUUUCAACACCUAAAGAGUCUGUACCAUCUGGCAAGUCGAGCCCGGGGCUGAUGUCCGUGCACACGCAAGGUAGUACGGACAGUGCUUCCAAAUCGAUCAACUUGGGCCACAGCAGUUCAGGUAUUGAGACAUCAGAUUCAUCGCCAAAGCCAACAUCGCCCUUUCCGAAGGUGGUCGUCGACACGCUGAAACUUGCGGACGAAGCCAAGACCACCUCCGGCAUGAGCACACCGGACAUGACGCGUUCUUCCACGCCAGACAUGGUUGACUCACAGAUUGAGCGUAUCGCCACAACUACGGCAAGUGCAGACAAGAGCGACUCUCAGACAACUGUCACGACUACAACGACGACAACAAAGACCACGACAUACAUUAUCAAGGAUGGGCAAAAGAUUGAAGUGGACAGCAAUGUGCAGAGCGACACAGUGAGCAAAACCGAAACACAACAACCGGGUGCAUCGACAACUGCUCCCGCCGGAGUAACGUCCACCACAACGACGUACAUCAUUAAGGAUGGGCAAAAGGUCGAAGUGGACGAAGCAACUUCCGAAACAGUCGCACCCACAAAGGCAUCAGCUCCGACCCAACUUACUCUAGCCGGAACCGAAGAGCGCAGUUUCGCCGAGGACUACGACGAAAAAGAUGUUCUAUCGCCGCGAUCCGAUAUAUCUUCCGGACAGGCCUCACGCAUUGUGGCCGGCUGGCACGAUGAGGACGUACCCGGUUCACCCAUGAGCGUGACGUCACAAGCUCCGUUGUCUCCCAGCACUAAGUACACCUACGAUUAUGACCUGCAACAUUCCAGCUCGGGUGUGAGCAAAAAGUCCGACAUUGAAAUCGACCAGGAUAGCCAGGAUGACAUCGUUCCGCCACAGUACGGCAGUGAAGAAGCUAAAUCGGCCAUUCCCAUCACGUCCAGUUACAAACCCGAUCCGAUGAGCACUUCAUUCUACGGCCAGCUACCAGAAGUUCCGUCGACCGUAACGAUGACUUCGAGCACUUCGCGCUCCAUUCCGAUUCCGAUCACCGGAACAACGAAGGGCUUUGCCAAACCGUACGUCGAAUAUGCAUCCAGCGGUGACAGCAGUGUCGACUCCAGUCACAAACCCUCCAUCACCGGCGAUCGCAAAUACCUGGACGAGGCAGAUCUAGACUUUGAAAAAGCGUUCAGCAGUGCGAGCCACAAGAAGAUGGAUGACUUGAUGACCACUUCGAUGCACUUUUCGAGCGAGAAGGAAUUCAUGGCAGCCACAACCACAGUUGCUAGCAUGGCACAAGCGCAAAAGAUGGAAAUGGAUUUCACUUCCACAGGACUUCCGUCAUCCGUGACAACGACUCUAACGGGAGCUCAGCCGAGUGCCACUGUCGCUCAGUCCCAACCGUCACCAGCACCGCAACCCCCAGCGCAAUCACAAUCAACUCUACCACAAUCAAUCCAGCCAACUGCACAGUCACAGCCGAGCUCGACCUCAGCGGAAGCAAAGAGCGUGCUCGAUUCAUGGGGUAAGCCAUUGGGACUUCCUUCGCCAGCACCGAUGACAGCCGAUGACAACAAAACGACGCCCAAAAAGGAACGGCGCAUGUUGAUGAGCAAAACGAAGCUCAACAACGAGAAGAACCUGCGUAAGCGAGCAGAAUCUCCGACGAAAGCGAAAAAGUCUGCCAGUCCCGUCUAUGUCGACCUGUCAUACGUGCCACAUCACGGCAACUCGUACUACGCGAAUGUGGAGUUCUUCAAACGAGUUCGAGCCCGAUACUACGUGUUCUCCGGUACCGAACCGAGCCGGGAGGUGUACAACGCCCUACUGGAAGCCAAACAAACCUGGGAAGAUAAAGAAUUAGAGGUAACUAUCAUUCCAACGUACGAUACCGACGUACUUGGCUACUGGGUUUCGGAGAACGAGGAACUGCUCGCCAAAUAUCACAUCGAUCUCUCUCCAAGCGCGGCACGGUGUACAAUCAAUCUGCAGGAUCACGAAACGUCCUGCUCAGCGUAUCGGCUCGAGUUCUAGACAUAGGGAACGAUGAUAGCAUUUAACGGUCACAUGAAGGACGUGGAUGUGGACGACCCCUGAAGUGCAGUACCAGUAGUAGUAGUCCCAUUUCAACCGAUUUAGUUUCUAAAUGGAUAUUCCAGCCCAUUUGGUCCUAUCGAAGCGCGAUUGCGAAACGCGGGUCCGAGUGAGUAGACAUACCUGACAUUAUGUUCUUUGUACCACACAUAGCGCUACUAGUUGAUCGAGUCCACUCCUUCAACUGAUAGCUGUACGUAUCUAGUCCUAUAGCGAGUGUGCAUCCUGGAAAUGCACCAAACGUUAAGUUAAAUUAGACAUUUUUCCUCAAAUUCGAGUGGUAUUACUGGAUAUGGAAAGAGAAUAAGAUUCGAAUGCAAAGAACGAGUUCCUUCAAAAGGAAAUCGGUUGGGAAAUGAAUAGCAGGGAACUAACAUAAUUUAAACGAAGAGCUUACUUUGUAGAGCAGUCCCAUGACGCUGGCCGCACACAGUGAAGUAUUUGUUGAGCUUCCGCUAGAAGACUCUAAGUUUAGGCUAGCAUCCGUAGAGUGCUGACGUAGAUGUGGCGAACGGCAGUCUACCUGAUUUUGGAGUAUCUCCUAUUACGUCUUAGAAGCUGCUUUCGCUCUCUCAUACAACGUUCCAACGGCAAAAGGGCUAUACUUUUUUCCUUAAUAGUCUAGGCAUCGGCGCAGGUACUGCCGUGCGAUCCGAGAUACAGUGAAAGGGCGUCCCAGCCCUGUAGCUAGUUGUGAUACUGUUUAUUUGUUUAUUGAACAAACCCACACCCAUAUGCUAAGUUGAAGUGUGUCAUAACCCGAACAACAACAACAUCCCGGUAGGAUGUGUAUUUCACUAUGUCCGUGUGCGUGUGUGUGUGUGUGUGACAUUCCACACUGCAUACCACAUCCGCGCAAUCGUAUGGCUGGCAACUCUUCCCGAUAACUACGAUUAACGACGUAAAGAUCCAUAAGAUCUAGCGUCAGGAGCAAAGGCAAUGCCGGAGGAUGUAUCAGGGAGAGAAAUACGCACAACUUCCGUCUAAAGUCUACACCCAAACCGAUAAUAAUCGCAUAUCGUAAAAAAGGAUUCGAUCGUUCUUCGAGACGUGAUUGAUCAGACAAAUGCAAUUGUUAACCGUACGUACAACACGCCACACCGUCAAGCAAUCAUUCAUUGCGCCAAUUAAACAAAAGCCAGAGUAAAAGCUCGUGCCACAGCGGGCAAUUGAUAACGGGUCAGUUAAUCAGGGAGCAUAAACAGAAGGCGAAGCGAACCGAUCGGGUUUGGAAUUGUCGGGCAAGCACGGCACGUCCAUCUGCUGGAUGUAGCCGAGCAAGCGAAACUUUAGCAGGUCAUUAACAAAACAAAAGCGACAUCCCACAAAACCCGGUGGUCUAGUUUUUGGACACAGUGUUGGAACAAACUUUUAUACACCAGCUUACAAAACGAUAACCUCCUCUGCAAUAGACGAACUCCCGUCAAUCGCCUAAAGCCCGAGCAAAGCAAAUCCACCCAUUACAAAAGCGGAUAAACUGUGUUUAGGUAGGUAGAUUACACGUAGGCACGCAUCUUAUGAGAACGGAAUGAAGACGACGAACGUUCACUGUAAGACGUCCAUUACAUUGACUGGAGAACAAUAUAAGGCCAGUACAAUUUUCUCCCUGUCCCUCCCGAUGUUACCGACCAACCAGGUCGUAGCAAGCAGAAUGCCACACCGUUAGUUGGAAGAGUUGCCAAUCACACGAAACCGGGUCGGAAAAGAGAAGCAAACAAAUAUCAAAGUUGCGCACCACUAAUAAACGAAGAGCUUUGAUCACGGCUGCAGGAGAGUCUAUUUACUUAACAAACAAACAAACAAACAAACCACUAUAUUGUUGAUCGUACACGUAUAAACUCUCGUGGCACAAAGAUUAAACUUAACCUCUCUCCUUACGCUAGGAGAGAGUCCGUACGCAGUGCAGACUGUAGUACACAUGGUGGGAUGGGCCAGCAGGUUAACGUUGGACAUGAUAGGUUCUAUUUUUCUACAACGCCCCCUUGCUCGUAAACACCCAUCACACCAAGGCUGGGGCUAACCGGAAAUGCUGGCCCAAGGAAUGGCAAGAGACAAAGAAAAAAUGGUUACUAUUUAAAAUCAACAUUUUCAUAACGCAAUUCAUCAUCAAAACCCAAUUGAAGAUCACAGAUCACAGCUUGAAUAAAUGAAUGAUUGAUUAUUAUAAAAUCACGAGGAUGACAACUCUAUUUAUCUAAAUAUAGUCAGAAAAAAGACAGUUUAAGAGAAUACAAAACAAACAAAAAACAAAAUGUACCAUGUUACUACAUUUAAUCUUCCUUCGAGCAACUGAGAUUAAGAACGAAGCAAGAACGAGCACAGACAGGGCGGCAGAAAACUCCCAGAGGAAUGUUGUUAAGCCCGAAAAAGCGAGGCAAAGUAAGAGCGUUGAAUAAAUCGUAAAUCAAAUUUUCCUAUAUUCGAACGAAAAAACAACAAAAAACAAACAUCUCCGAUAUGCAUACACUUCCCCAAUUGUUCAUGGAACGUGUUAUCCACUGAAAGAAACUUUCAGCAAAUAGUUAUUACCGAAAGAGGACAAACAACUUAGGGUAAAAGCAUUACCGAGGAAGGAAAACAUUCGGAAAAGGAACAACAACCAAUGCAUCUGAUGCAUCUGAUUGCAAACGAGCGAAAGGAAAGUGAACAAAGUAUUUAACUUGAGACGUGUUGAAGAUAAAUGAUAGCAUUAUAAGCCCAUGAAACAGUUCAAAUGAAGCAACUUACGAACAGCAAAUGUGCAACCACUAGAGAAGUGUGUGAGUGGGAAGAUGGCGAGGCGAAUGUUCAACGCAAUAAUAUGCGUAUUAUUUAUUAGCACCAGCGAAAGCGCUUCAGCAAGAGCCAUCGGGUUGCGUUACAAGAACGGUGUUAAUUAAAUGAAUAAAAUAUCUACUAUAAAGAUGUUUAGUUUCAAUGGCUGUUUAGCAACAAAACAAACCAAAUACACACAUUAAUAGGAGCAGCACAGUAUGGAUGUGGAUCUUACAGAGGAAAACAAAAGAGAGCAUGUAAAAUCAUCCCACACACUCAUCACAAAACACAACUCCAGAGACAAAAGAAACGAUAUUUUACACAUGCGUGAAGGUACUGCUUUAAAGCCAAAACGAAUACGAAGGACAUGUAGUUGUGGUCGCGACCGUUCUCGACGGAACCGACAACAGGCCUGCGAUGGAAACGAUGAUGAUAGCGAAGGCAAGGCUGAGACAGAACAGCGUACUCGUGUGUGGGUGGAGAGAUUUGAGCAAAAUUUGUCGAUUUUUAUAUGCAAAUUUUAAGCUUUUAUAUUAGCCAAAACAAAGGACACACAUUUAAGGUACAUUUUCACAACCCCCCCGCGUUAUAGGAAACGGUGGCUUGGUGUAGGCGAACAAACCUCUCUCAGUAAAGAAAUGCUUGUGAUUUCUGACUCCGGCCACGAAAACGGCGGCACGAGACGAACAUUUACACUAUUUGCCAAUAGUAACGCAUGGAUAUUAGGAUAGGACGUUAGAAUCAAAGUCUGCUUAUGGGUGACGAGAGCAAAACAAAACCGGGAACAGAAAGCUGAACGCUGUUUGGGUAGGUAGGUUGCAACCCGCGGCUGGAUUGCCCAACACCACCACCCAACGGCAACUCUAGUGUGGCCAAUCGAAACAGAGAAGUGCUUUGCAGCUUAUUCGUUAGUUGGUUAGUUUGUGCUUUCCAUGUGUGCGUGUGUGUUCGUGAGAUGUACUAGUUUGAGGCUAAUUGUGUUGUCACACCUUAUCAUUGCAAGCCGAAUAUUUUUGCUGAUUUGCCUUAGCUUGCCACCAGACGAGCCAUUGGACCGUUGGAGCAUUCUGAUUAACGUUAGUGUUAGGAGCAAUUUGUCUGUUAGGUUUUGUGUUUCGCUUACCGAGGUGAGUUUGGGAUAUAAAUGCUUGUAUGUUUUGGGUGCUAUGUACCGGAAAUGCCUUCUAGGAAGAAUAGAGCGUGCGUGAUGCAGGACAGGGAGGACGGGACGCUUGGUUUCCCGAGAGACGAGUCUAGUUAACUCCGGAUUACGAACAAAGAAGGGCUGUGCGACUAUGCGAGACGCGUUUUACCAGGUUAGAGGCAAGGCAAACGAUAACAUGACGAUUGAGGAAUAUGACGACGAACUUCUGAAACGAACAGGUGAUACUGUCAUGAACUUGAAAUACAUUGAGGGCCUAGGAUUAAAGUUCAGUUACUGUCUAAGCGUAUCGAUACCGUCGAUGGUUAUGAUUUGCUUUUUAAGAUUUACCCCAAUAAUAUUAUUCAUCCAGGAUUGCCACGGCUGUUAAGUUUAGGAUAGCUUUCCAUAUUGGUUCGUGACAAAUAGAUACAUAAUCCGUGUGCAAGCAUUGCAGUCAGCCAAUGCUGGCUGCUUGUGGCGUUUGGUUUGCUUGACGACUGCAACCCAUAUCGUAUGCUUUCUUUAGUAAAAGAGAAAAUGCAUGAAUGACGUUCAUAGACACACUUGAUGGGAAACGCUUUUGAUCUUUAAAACUUAAAACAAGACAAGCGGAUGGUACUGCAGGCAUUCAAGGGGUAAUGGAAAAGUCGGAAAAGUUGGAAACGCGACAAGAAUUGGGAAUUGAAACACGUUGAAAAGGGUAAGGAAAAUUAAAUGAAUCUACAAUCUACACAAUAAACAACCACAUGCACACACACACACAUUCUGAUACUAUAAUAAACGAUUAUCAUUAAACACUGAGGUCGCAUCUGUUGAGAUCUCGCGUAGCAAAAACAAACCAAAAAAUAUAUACUUUUAGCUUCAUCUAGCCAGUUAAUUGAAUGUUUCAUCUGUUUUGAGAAGUAACCCAAAAGAACUAACACAAGGACAGGAGGCAAACAGAUACUUAUAUAAUACGAUCGUUACGAGAGCGCAAACAACCAAUUCGCUGAUGCAGUAUGAAAAGAUCCAGGUGGACAGUUCUGAUUUCGACGGCAAUAUACGUACCGUUUUGGGCAUUUUUUUUUUUUUUAAUUCAAAAAUCCAUCAGUCAGGACAGAGACAUCGUUGACAAAAGUUUUUAAAUGAUAAUCCAUUACCAAGGAAAUGACAAACGUAAUUGAACAGGAACGUACACAUUCAACGUAUGACCUUUAAAUGCACCUUUGUCGCAUGCAAAAAGAAACCCAUCUAAUGUACGAAGAACGCAACUGUCAUAGGUGCGCAACAAAUCAUCCAUCAAAUUACGGAAUCCAUUCGUCUGCAAGACGUCCGAUCUUCUAUGAAACUCUUUAUACUGUACGCAAAGUGCGAACAUGAUGUAUCUUUCAAACAAAACUGCAACACAACAACAACCACACCUAACAUUGAGCAGAAACGAACCGAAACAGUCUUGGUGACAGGAAAACAGAGUAUAAGCAUAGGAACGAUCAGUAAGCGAAAGAAUUACCACACUAUUAAACCAAUUUAAAUGAUACAAACGAAAACAAAACAAAGAGACAAAACAAAACUAUUAACCUAUUAUUAUGAUGUAUGGUGAAAUCAAUAAAAAUGAAUAAAAUUCAAUAAAAAUCAUAAAAAUGUA
Anopheles stephensi (Asian malaria mosquito) is the source of this 22714-nucleotide messenger RNA. RefSeq names its product microtubule-associated protein futsch (gene futsch). The coding region runs from base 2205 to 17132 and encodes 4975 amino acids. The record is from RefSeq and is a predicted model, not a curated record. NCBI's taxonomy places the organism in Eukaryota, Metazoa, Arthropoda, Insecta, Diptera, Culicidae. Gene Ontology annotation, molecular function: actin binding; microtubule binding. Gene Ontology annotation, cellular component: dendrite; microtubule; microtubule associated complex. The transcript is spliced from 7 exons. Gene Ontology annotation, biological process: dendrite development; axonogenesis; microtubule cytoskeleton organization.